UUUGGAAUUUGGCGCGAAAUGAUUAUUGUUGAUUGUCAAUCGUUCGUCCGUGAGGUGAGGUAGUGUUGUAAAUAGUAAUAAGUGACGUCUUUCGGUUAAAGUACUCGGUCUACAUAUUUAAAAAAAUAAGCUGAAGUGGAGAAUCUCAGAACGACUUGGUCAAAUUAUGGCACAUGAAGAUGAUUUGUUGGCUUGUUUGCUGGACGUUGCAGAAGCAGAAUUGAACUCCUUGAACAGAAAAGAAAACGGUACUAUUGAAUCAUCUAUUAGUAAUGAAGUGAUUCCCCAAAACAGAAAUGUUCAAUUAUUACAAGAUAUAGAUUUUCUCGCUUAUGACAAUAAUGAGGCGAAAACAAAAAAUGAUGUGACCAAAACAAUCUCUAACAUCGAACAGAAUUUCAGUUCAAUUCAUGAAGGUUUCACUGACUCUUCUGAUGAUGAAGGUAAUAGGAAUUUUGAAGAGAAAAAAUAUAGUGAAUCUGGCGAGUCAAUAAAAAAACUUAUCAAUCAUUCAGAAUCCUCCUAUGAUCAUGGCAGUAAAGAACGAAUAACACAACAAAGAAAUAUACCAUCAAAAAAUUGGAAAACAAAACUAAUAGCACCAACAUCUAUACAGAUUCCUGAAAGAACAAAGGCAUCUUCAAAUCUAAUAUCAUUUGAUACUAUGUUUGGUAUUCGUGUUAUUAACCCCAUAAUUUCUUCAAAAAGCUUGGAAGAAAAAAUGGUGGGUCGUAAAGUGGUACCAAUACAACAUAUAAGUACUCAUCUCAAGAGUCUGAGUAAAAAUGAUGAUUGGGUUAUAGCCGGAGUAAUUUGUAAUAAAGGAUGUACUAAAACUAGUGCUAAAGGUAAUUCAUUUAUGAUAUGGACUAUAAGUGACUUAGUUGGGGAUAUCAAAACAGUUGCUCUAUUUUUAUUUGGAAGUGCUUAUGAGCAGUUCUGGAAAACCCAAGCAGGAAGUGUUGUUGGUGUUUUGAAUCCAUCAAUUCUUGAUAAAAGAGAUGGUGCCAGAGAUGAAGCAACUCUUUCUAUAGACAAUCCCCAGAAGCUGCUGAUCUUAGGUCAAUCGAAGGAUCUGGGCAUGUGCAAAAGUACAAAGAAAAAUGGUGAUAAAUGUACAGCAAUUGUUAAUAAGAGUGAUUGUGAAUAUUGUGUGUAUCAUGUUAAAAAAGAAUACCAAAAAUGUAGUCGUAGAUCUGAAUUACAAGCAAAUUUUUCAGGAAAAGGUCUAAUAGCUUUAAGAAAUAAAGUACUUGGAAAAAAUGAAGUAUUUUAUGCUGGGAAAUCCUACACUGCAAUACCAGCCAAACAAAGCAGAAAAUUAAUCAAGAAAGAUAAGGAUAGGUUGCAGAGCCUUAGUGGAAUGACAAGAACGUCGUCUGUAGAAAAGUUCAAUGUGAGAAAAGCAGCUGCAAGUUUUGAUGUUGAUAGCAGUCAAAGAUUGAAAGAUAUGGAUACUCUCAGAAAAUUAGGAGCGAGUACAGAAAAAUUCGAGGUAGUUGAUAACUCAAAUUUCAAAAACAAACAUUCUGCUGGAGUGAGUCUGAAUGAAGCCAAAGCAAAUGCUGCAAAGGUUCUGUCUAAGUUACAAAUUAGGGAGGAAAGUUCAAUAAAAAAUAGAAAGGAAAAGGAGAAUGAUAAAAAAUCUUGUUUAUUAUUAGAAACAGGCAAUGAGAAUAAGUAUAUGAGAAAGAAGUCCUCUGGAGUUGAUCAUAAAUAUGAGUUACUACAAAAAUCUCUGGAUGAAAUUGUUCAGACAGAUUUUAUAGACCUGGAUGUAGAUUAUAGAAAAUCUGGAAUUAGUUUCAAUUCUAUUAAAACCAGUUCAUCCACUAAUAACUUCAACAGUCAAAAGAAAGAACACAAAACUCAAAAGGAAGGGUUGUCUGAUUUGAAUGAUUAUAAAAUACAGAACACUGUUGCAGAAAUAACAUCUGAUAACAAAUCAGAUUUUUCACCUUCUUUAUUAGCUGCUACAAAAAUUUGUUCUGUAAAAAGUUUGGCUGAUGAUAAAACUCCAUUGGAAGCUUCCCAAAAAAAUACCUCAGAGCCAGUUUUCAGUAAAGCAUUACUAACCAGUACCUUACCUUCAUUGUCAAGCAGUGGAGGUAUGAUAGAUUUAAGUGCACCAAUUAGAAAAAAAAUACAUGAAGCAAAAUUGAAUGCUCUGAAGUAUGUAGAAAAAAAUGGUCCCCUGAAGAAAUCAAAUCCAAAUAGCAUUACAGGAAGAGGGUUAAAGAGAAGUUUGGAUGAACUUAAUAUAAGUGGAGAGAAUUCCAACAAAAUACAGAAAUUCCAAGAGAAUGAACAUCUUUCAGAUCGCUUCAAGAAAAUGAUGGAGUUACAAUCUAAACAUACAGAUUUGAUAGAGUUGAGGGAUAAUGAAGAAAAGGAGAAAUAUUUCAUGAAACAAGAAGUUAAAGAAAGAAUGGAAGAAAAAAUGGCCAAUACUUACAAAGUUGAAUGCAAAGCUGUAAGAUGUUUGGAUUGUAAAUACACAAAUUUUUCAGCCAGCGAAAAAUGUAAAGCAGAAAAGCAUCGUCUUGUGUACAGAAAGGCUAUGAAAAGAUUUUUCAAAUGUGGCAAUUGUGGGAAUCGAGUUGCUUGUUUAGAUAUUAUUCCUUUAUAUCCUUGUAAAAAUUGUGGAGAUGGAAAAUGGGAGCGGACAACAAUGAUGAAAGAGAAGACCAUAACAAAUAGUGUUGCUUUAUCAAUUAGGGGAGGAGAACAGACAUUUGUAAAUUCUGUUGUUUCUGAUGCAAAUAUAAAUUUGUUGGUUCCAGAAGAAAGUUGAAUUUUUAUAGGUUCAUUGUAUUGAAUUCAAUUAAUUUAUUAAGUGAAAACUUAUUAUUAAAACGAUUGAAAGUUCAGCUGUUAACUAUUGAAGAAAAAUUGUUUAUUUUACAUUUUUUCAAAAGAAGUGAUCAUAUUGGUUUCACAUAAUAUAUAUAUAUAUAUAUAUUGACUUCUCCAGUAUUAACUUGGCCUUAUUUUUAGUUACAAAUAAUCUUUUGUUAUAACAUUCUUAAAAGAACAAUUGCAUUUUAAUUCGUCUUAUGAUUCAAAAGUGCAUGAUUUUAGUAAAUAAAGAUAUUUGAAGAAACAAUCCCUUUCAAGGAAUUUGUCAAGCGAUUAUUUUUUCAAGCUAUUUAAGAGAAAUUAUUAUGUAAUUUCAAGAAAUAAUGUGAAAUUAUAGUGAGGAAUGCGUAAAUAAUGUAUUUUUGCAUAUUUCAAAUAGAAAAUGAUCAAAUAUAUUGCUGAAUGUUUGGAAUAA
Coccinella septempunctata (seven-spotted ladybird) is the source of this 3274-nucleotide messenger RNA. RefSeq names its product protein MCM10 homolog (gene Mcm10). Gene Ontology annotation, biological process: DNA replication initiation; DNA replication. Gene Ontology annotation, cellular component: nucleus; replication fork protection complex. The record is from RefSeq and is a predicted model, not a curated record. NCBI's taxonomy places the organism in Eukaryota, Metazoa, Arthropoda, Insecta, Coleoptera, Coccinellidae. Gene Ontology annotation, molecular function: DNA replication origin binding; single-stranded DNA binding. The coding region runs from base 167 to 2794 and encodes 875 amino acids. The transcript is spliced from 2 exons.